CAGAGUACCUCACUGCACAAGCCAGAGGCCAUCUCCGUUGAGGGCUGCAUAUCACCACUGCUAUCCUUACGCACUGUGGUCGCAGAAGCAUUCAGCAUUCUGUCAUCCGAGUCGGAUGCGCGGGUGCUUCGCGAGCAGGAUAUACGACAUAAGAAUAUGACAUUAGAGCAUCGAGAGAUACAAACUACGAUCCGCCGCCCCGCAGCACGCUGGCGGAGGGCGAUCCUGCGCGACUGCCGUCCACUGUGCAUCCGUCAUGGCGUCCUUGACAGCGUCGCAGGACGGGCACACGGGACGGGCGCACGGGACGACGCGUCACGGCUGUCGGAUCGGAAGCCUGCGCAAUACAAUACUUCUCUCCGCGCGCGCGCUCGCUUGAGGCCGGCUUGGCAACGCGGAUGUCGGGCGCCGAGCCCGUGGGCUGUCAAGCAACGCGAAAGGAACGGUCUGACGUGA
This is a messenger RNA of Postia placenta MAD-698-R-SB12, 456 nucleotides long. RefSeq lists its product as hypothetical. The record is from RefSeq and is a predicted model, not a curated record. The annotation marks the transcript as partial. Lineage: Eukaryota; Fungi; Basidiomycota; Agaricomycetes; Polyporales; Adustoporiaceae. The transcript has 4 exons.